Paramisgurnus dabryanus is the source of this 1287-nucleotide messenger RNA. It is a transcript of the gene ctsh, whose product is annotated as cathepsin H. NCBI's taxonomy places the organism in Eukaryota, Metazoa, Chordata, Actinopteri, Cypriniformes, Cobitidae. Gene Ontology annotation, molecular function: cysteine-type peptidase activity. The record is from RefSeq and is a predicted model, not a curated record. Gene Ontology annotation, biological process: proteolysis.
UAUUAUGAUACUCAUGUGAUCAGGCUGAUGUAAAGAAAGAGCAGCUCUUGACUCGCGGGGUAAAGAUGAACGGGUUGAUGAUGUUACCGGUGCUGUUUGCAGUGCUUUAUACGGUACACUCAGUGCCCGUAUACACCGAGCAAGAUGAGUAUAAUUUCAAAUCAUGGAUGUCUCAGUAUAAUAAAAAAUAUGAGAUGAGUGAAUAUUACCAGCGGCUGCAAGUAUUUCUUGAAAACAAACAGAAGAUUGACCACCAUAAUGCUGGAAAGCACACAUUUACAAUGGGAUUGAACCAAUUCUCAGACAUGACCUUUGCUGAAUUUAGGAAACACUACCUCCUGACAGAGCCUCAGAACUGCUCAGCCACUAGAGGAAAUCAUGUGAGUAGUAAUGGACCCUAUCCAGAUAUGAUUGACUGGAGGACAAAGGGAAACUAUGUGACAGAUGUGAAGAAUCAGGGGCCUUGUGGUAGCUGCUGGACUUUUUCCACUACAGGCUGUUUAGAGUCUGUCACUGCUAUUGCCACUGGAAAACUAUUACAACUGGCAGAGCAGCAGCUUGUAGAUUGUGCUGACGCUUUUAACAAUCAUGGAUGCAAGGGUGGUCUCCCAAGUCAAGCCUUUGAGUACAUCAUGUACAAUAAAGGUCUUAUGACAGAAGAGGACUACCCCUACACGGCUAGGGAAGGUCCUUGUAAAUUCAAACCACAGCAGGCUGCUGCUUUUGUGAAGGAUGUUGUAAACAUUACACGGUAUGAUGAAAUGGGGAUGGUAGAUGCUUUGGCAAAGUACAACCCUGUCAGCUUUGCCUAUGAAGUUGUGGGUGAUUUCAUGCACUACAAAGAUGGAAUAUAUACCAGCACCAAGUGUCACAACACCACUGACAUGGUGAACCAUGCAGUGCUUGCUGUAGGCUAUGCUCAGGAGAAUGGAACUCCAUACUGGAUAGUAAAGAACUCCUGGGGAACCAGUUGGGGAAUUAAUGGUUAUUUCUACAUUGAGAGGGGAAAGAACAUGUGUGGACUUGCUGCUUGCUCAUCUUAUCCUGUACCAUUGGUGUGAUUAACUACAAUAUAUAUUGUCACAUCAGGAAAAUACCUACUUACUAGGUCUAUAUCUAUUUACAAUAAAUCCGUGAUUUAACCUUAAAUUCACAAUCAUUUUAAACCUUUACACUUAAGCAACUUGAUUAGCUGAAGAAAUGUAAAAAAUUCACUGUGUAUUUUUUAAUAUCCAUGUUUACCAAAAUGGACUGUAUUAUUCUGAAAUAAAUAUUUUCUCAGGGAAA